GAUGUCGGUCUGGUGGCAGAUUGUUGUUUGUUUGGGAUGCACGUUUCUUCUAACUGAGGGAAGACCAGCAAAAGAAGAAUAUGGUUUUAAGCCCUUUUCAUCUGCUAUACGACUUCGACAUAAGCAAGACAAAAAUCAUGAAUGGACAAGAAAUAAGGGGUCCUAUGGACAUGAAGAUGGGCGUUUUGGGUCCUGUGAAAAUAAGUACUGUGGAUUAGGCAGGCACUGUGUAAUCAGUCAUGAAACUGGACAAGCCGAGUGUGUAUGUAUGGAAUACUGCAAGCCCCAUUACAAGCCUGUUUGUGGAUCUGAUGGUGAAUUUUAUGAAAAUCACUGUGAAGUACACAGAGCAGCAUGUUUGAAAAAGCAAAAAAUCUUCAUGGUCCACAAUGAUGACUGUUUCUUUAAAGGGGAAAAAUGCAAAUCAUUGGAAUACAAUAAUAUGAAGAAUACAUUACUGGAUAUUCAAAAUCAAAAAUAUAUGAGAAAAGAAAACAUAAAGGAAUAUGAAGACAAACUUGAGCUAAAAAAGAUGUUAGUAGAUGAGAUGUUCAAAGAAUUUGAUGCUGAUAGCAAUGGAUUAGUAGACAGCAAUGAAUUAACUCAGGUAAUGAAACAGGAUGGCUUUAGUAGAACUCAGUAUGACUGUUCUCUCUUUGAUUUGGUGAAGUAUGAUGAUUCCAAUAGUGACAAACAUCUUGGCUUGGAUGAAUUCUACAGGGCAUUUCAGAUUGUUGAGCUAAACCUUCCAGACGACCAAAAGCUAAGCACGACAACGGUAACAGUUGGACAGAGUGUUGUCCUUAUCUGUGCAAUCCAAGGAAAUAUCAGACCUCCUAUUAUCUGGAAGCGUAACAAUGUGAUUCUGAAUAACCUUGAUUUAGAAGACAUCAAUGAUUUUGGAGAUGAUGGAUCCUUAUAUAUUACCAAGGCUACCACAACUCACAUGGGAAAUUACAGCUGCCAUGCUGAUGGUUAUGAUAAGAUUUAUCAAACUCAUAUCCUCCAAGUGAAUGUUCCACCUGUGAUUCGGGUCUACCCAGAAAGCCAAGCUAGAGAACCAGGUGUCACUGCCAGUCUUAGAUGCCAUGCUGAUGGAAUUCCCAAACCCACACUCAGUUGGUUGAAAAAUGGAAUAGACAUCACUCCGAAAUUAUCAAAACAGCUAACAUUACAAGCAAAUGGUAGUGAAGUUCACAUCAGCAAUGUGCGAUAUGAAGACACAGGGGCUUAUACUUGCAUAGCAAAAAAUGAAGCUGGAGUGGAUGAAGAUAUCUCUUCACUUUUUGUUGAGGAUUCGGCUAGAAAAACACUUGCCAAUAUAUUGUGGCGAAAAGAAGGUCUUGGAAUUGGAAACUUGUUCUAUGUGUUCAAUGAAGAUGGGAUCAAAGUGAUUCAACCUGUCGAAUGUGAAUUCCAGAGGCACAUUAAGACAACUGAAAAAAUAGCUGGAAGCCAGGAUGAAGUUUGUCCCAAAAUAGAUGGCCAAGAAAUGCAACGUUGUGUAUGGGCAUCAGCUGUUAAUGUCAAAGACAAAUUUAUUUAUGUAGCUCAACCUACAUUAAAUAGGGUACUUCUUGUUGAUGUGCAAGCCCAAAAAGUUGUGCAGGCCGUUAGCACUGAUCCUGUACCUGUGAAACUGCACUAUGAUAAAGCGCAUGACCAAGUCUGGGUUCUAAGCUGGGGUACUAUGGAGAAGACAUCUUCCACACUUCAGGUUAUAACCCAAGCAAGUGGAGUUGUUCCACAUCAUACUAUACAUACACAGCCAGUUGGAAAACAGUUUGACAGAGUUGAUGAUUUUUUCAUUCCUGGUACAUCACUAAUAAUCAGUCAUAUCAGAUUUGGAUUUAUCUUUCACAAAGAUGAACCAGCUCUUCUAAAAAUGGAUCUGGAAACAAUGUCAUACAUCAAGAAAAUAAGCUUAAAGGACUAUAACUGUAUUCCUCAGGCACUGGCCUAUACUCACCUUGGAGGAUAUUAUUUUAUCCAAUGCAAACCGGAUACAACGGGAGCCAUCCUUCCUCAGGUCAUAGUGGAUAGUGCUACAGAUUCUGUAAUUGGAUAUAACAGAGAUGUAACUGGUUCUCCAUAUGUCUCUCCAGAUGGACACUACCUUGUAAGCAUUGAUGAUAUUAAAGGCAUAAUGAGAGUUCAAGUGAUUACAAUUCAAGGGGAAAUUGAAGAUACAUUUGACAUUCAUACUAAUUUGCAUAUAUCCGAUGUGGCCUUUCAAUCAUCAUUCAUAGAAGCUCACCAAUACAAUGUCUAUGCAAGCUCUAGUACACAAACUGAUGUACUUUUUGUAGAACUUGCUUCUGGAAAGGUCAAAAUGGUGAAGAGUCUGAAAGAACCAGUGAAAUUAGAGGAAUGGCCAUGGAGCAAUAAAAAUCGAAUAAUUACAGAUAGUGGUCUCUUUGGACAGUACCUGAUGACACCUUCUAAAGAAUCACUGUUUAUUUUAGAUGGACGGCUCAACAAAUUAAACUGUGAGAUCACUGAAGUGGAGAGAGGCAACACAGUUGUGUGGGUUGGCGAAGCAUAA
Bombina bombina (fire-bellied toad) is the source of this 2545-nucleotide messenger RNA. RefSeq names its product follistatin like 5 (gene FSTL5). Gene Ontology annotation, biological process: regulation of BMP signaling pathway; cell differentiation; multicellular organism development. Lineage: Eukaryota; Metazoa; Chordata; Amphibia; Anura; Bombinatoridae. Gene Ontology annotation, molecular function: calcium ion binding; protein binding. The transcript has 15 exons. The coding region runs from base 2 to 2545 and encodes 847 amino acids. The record is from RefSeq and is a predicted model, not a curated record.